Molecule: messenger RNA, 876 nt
Organism: Carcharodon carcharias (great white shark)
Lineage: Eukaryota; Metazoa; Chordata; Chondrichthyes; Lamniformes; Lamnidae
Product: gastrula zinc finger protein XlCGF17.1-like
Exons: 1
Coding region: 1-876 (291 amino acids)
Biological process (GO): regulation of transcription by RNA polymerase II
Cellular component (GO): nucleus
Molecular function (GO): RNA polymerase II cis-regulatory region sequence-specific DNA binding; DNA-binding transcription factor activity, RNA polymerase II-specific
Source: RefSeq, a predicted model, not a curated record
AUGGAUGAUUCUGUGGAGAGCAGCGAGGCGCCGAGAGCAGCUGUUUGUGGGCGUGACCUGGCGGCAGCGGUGGAAGCGCCUGAGAGGCGCCAUCAGUGCCCGCUGUGCCUGAAGCUCUUCACCAAGUCGUCGUCGCUGACGGACCACCGGCGCACGCACACUGGCGAGAAGCCGCACCAGUGCCCGUCGUGCGGUAAGAGCUUCUGCAAGUCUUCACAGCUCCUGGUGCACCGGCGCAGCCACAGCCGGGAGCGGCCCUUCACUUGCGGUGAGUGCGAGAGCCGAUUCACCAACUCCACCGAUCUCCUGAGGCACCGGCGGCUGCACAGCGGCGAGAAACCCUUCUCCUGCGCCGAAUGUGGCAAAGAUUUCACCAAAUCCUCUCACCUGUCGGCUCACCAGCGAAUCCACACCGGCGAGAAGCCCUUCCUGUGCUCGGUGUGUGCCAAGGCCUUCACCUAUUCGUCCAGCCUGAUCAAACACCUGCGGGUGCACACCGGGGAACGGCCCUUCUGCUGUCCCGAUUGCGGCAAAGCCUUCACCCAGUCCUCCUACCUGACCGUCCACCGCCGUAUCCACACCGCCGACAAGCCCUUCAAGUGUGGGGACUGCGCCAAGGCCUUCACCAACUCGACCGAGCUCCUGCGGCACCAGCGGAACCACACCGGCGAACGGCCCUUUGCCUGCCCGUACUGCAGCAAGGCCUUCACACGCUCCUCCUGCCUGACGGUGCACUGCCGCAUCCACACCGGGGAGAGGCCCUUCCAGUGCCUGCGGUGUGACAAGGCCUUCACCCAGUCUGCCCACCUCGCCAACCACCAGCUCGCCCACUUUGGGCAGGGCCCGUACCCACUGCAGUGCUUGGGCGCAGACUAG